Xiphophorus hellerii (green swordtail) is the source of this 3221-nucleotide messenger RNA. RefSeq names its product protein FAM111A-like. Gene Ontology annotation, biological process: DNA replication. The record is from RefSeq and is a predicted model, not a curated record. Gene Ontology annotation, cellular component: chromatin; nucleus. Bases 349 to 2415 code for a protein of 688 amino acids. NCBI's taxonomy places the organism in Eukaryota, Metazoa, Chordata, Actinopteri, Cyprinodontiformes, Poeciliidae. The transcript has 7 exons.
AUUCCCUAGCAGGUCAGUGUCGCAGGAGAGAAAACAGAGAGCGGGACUGAACACCCACUGGUGGGUUAAUGUCUGCCGGUUAACAAUCAUAAAUCCUCUCGGACCUCUUCCUCCACUGUCGGUAUCCUUCCUUCCGGUUGUUUAUGGUGUUUUCCUCACUUUUUAUUGUACAUCUAAAACGAACAACAGUUUCCACGGGCAGAAAAGCUCCUGAGUCAAGGUUCCAGGUGUUUUCAUUGCCCCCUGAGGUCAUUCAUUUUACAGCCGUUACUAAAACAUCAGGGUGAAACGGUCACAACCUUCACUCAGAGAGUUUAGUCCACUUGUUCACUAGAAGCUAAAGAAACAAUGGCUCCAAAGAAACCAAAGAUGGAAGAAAACAAUCAAGAUAUACGAGACUUUCUCACAAAGCAAGAUGAUGUUCCUGGUAGUUCCAGCAGCAGAAACAGAAAAAAACCUAAAGUUUCAGAGAAUGAGAUGAAUCCAACGGUGAAGGAAGAAAGGAUGGAAGAAGAUGGAGCUGCAGAGCUGGAUGACCAUAAUCAUAACUUCAUAGUCAAAUUUGGCUCAGAUGGUAGAGAACACAUGGUUUACUGUAAGAAACCAGGUACUGUUCUUCAGACAAUAAAAUCAGAGAAACCCAAAGAAUAUAACAAAUAUAUAAAGAAAUCACAGAAAACAAAAAUAUCAGACGAAAACAUCAUCAUUAGAUCAGGUAAAGGAAAUAAUUCCCACAUUGUUGCAACACAUUUUCCUUGUUCUUGUGUGAAGGACGAAGAGACUCUCACAAUAACUACAUCAGCUAAAGUUGUUGAGAAACAGCCAGAAGAGGCCAGAGCUCUCCUAAAGGGAGAGUAUUUUGUUUUCUUCAUAGAUAAAGAAGGAGGAGAAAACACCAAAACUAAAACAAAUCUCAUUUUUAGAUGUAACAGCAUUCUUACGCGAUUUAGGUAUUUCUGUGUUUAUGGGGCAAAAGGGAUGACAGUGGAAGAUGUUUUAAGACGGGACGGUCGCUUUGUUGACGGUCUCAGAAACUUCAAUUUGUCUGAAGACGAGGCUGAAGCCCUUACAAACUCUACAGAAAUAGUUGACAACCUAGAUGGGAAGAAAUUCCAAAUAAAUCUUCCGAAGGAAGAAAAAACAAAAGCAACAAAUCCAUCACAAGUAGUUCAAGAGCAAGACCCAAAACAACAGACCAGCCAUGAGCAGCAGCAGGAGGGAGAUGCUUCUGGAUCAACCAAAGUACAGAAGACGAGUCAAACUGUAACAGUUCUAGAGCAUGCAAGACAAAAGGGUGUCAGUAUAAAGGCAGCAAUAGAAGAAUUAAAGAUUAAAAUUGACCUUAAUGAGAUCAAUGACCUUCUGCGGAACCAGUUUCCACAACUAAAAUCCUGGAUGGAGAUGAGAUUUACUGGUCGUUCCUUUGACAAAACCCUGAAACUGAAAAAGGAGAACUUUGGAAAGAUCCAGAAUUCCUUUAGUGAAGUUCACACUGUGAGAGAGCUGCUGGAGCUCAGCAAGUCCAUUUGUCUUUUGAUCAUAGAGGAGAAGAAUAAUUCAGGUUUAACUGAGUUAAAUAAAACUGUGAAGGGCACAGGCUUUGUUCUGUUUGACAACUUUGUUCUAACCAAUGCCCACUUGUUUAAACCUUGGGUGGAAAUAAAUAACUGGAGGAACUAUUUGAAUAUUACUGCAGAGUUCAAUUUUGAAAAUAAACCAGGGAUGAAAUAUCAGGCUACACUAGUUGGUGAAAGUGAGGAUUUAGAUUUUGCUCUGUUAGAGCUCAUCCAAAUCCCUGAUCUAGAAGAGCUAAAGGAAAAACACCGAGGUCUCCUGAAGAUAUUUGGUCCAGUACCUCUACCUGUUUAUGAUAGUGGGGCUUGUAUUAUUGGUCAUCCAGCAGGAGGAGUGAAGAAAAUGGACAUUACAUGUAUCAUCAGGAACAAGGACACGGAGCAGAGGGUCAAGGAGAAUUUAGGGUCCUAUGAACCUUUUAUUGUCUGCUCAACUAAUUAUCAGAUCAAAAGAGAUCCCUCUGCAGAGAAGUGUGUGACCUACAACAGCUUCAUGUAUCAUGGCUCCUCUGGCUCCCCAGUGUUUGAUGCUUCUGGACGGGUGUUUGGUUUGCACUCUGGUGGAUUUUUCUAUGACAAGGUAAUUCCUGGUCACAGUGUUAUGGAGUUUUGCUACCCACUGCUUGAUGUAUUCAAAAAGCUUCUGGAAGAACUCCAUAAAGCUGGUAGGGAGGAUUUGUUGGAGAGAAUUAUGAAUGAAGCACAGGGAAACGGAUACCUUAAGGAGAUCAUUGUUGGACUGAAACAAACUAAAGAUCAGACUCUCUGUGUGGAGAAUCAGAGGAGAACAGAUGAAACAGGAGAACAAUUCAUUCCUGAGGAGGAAAUGGAGCAAAGUUAGUGUUUAAAUUAGAUGUCAAGAGAAAUAGCAUAUUUUUUACGGUAAAUGUUAUGUUUUAUAUGGAUCAUGGACUAUAAUCUGACAUCAGUUAAGACUGAGGCAUCAGUUUAGUACAAGUCAUAAAGUUUUUGACAAUUUUUGAUAAAAAAUCUGUAAUAAAAUCCCAAUCCCAAACAAGUGUGGGGAUUUGUUGAAUUUGCAUGACAAUUCUCAAGAAACUGAAUGGACUGAUUGAUGUAAUUUGGCAGUAAACAUUAAAACUGCAUUGAUUUAAUUGACAACAUAAUAUUUAAGGACACUUAGUGAAUCUAGAGGGCCACAUAAAAAAGGUUUUAUUAAAUUUAGUCUGAAUGUUGGAUGUUUUCUGGAACUGGAUUAUUUUUAUUAAUCAAGUAGAAAUGUGUUGUAACAAAUAUUCCCUUUGCUCUGACUAUUCUGAUCCAUUUAAAGAAAUGUUUUGGUUCUGUUUUAUAAUAAUCCAGAGAUAUCUGUAGGAUCCAGAUUAAUGUGGGAUGUAUGAAUCAGAUAAAACUUUUCUUAAAUGUUAAAGUAUGAUUAACUGACUCUGAGUGCUUUCUGUUAUAAUGAUUAUUAAAUUGUACUGUACGUCAUUUGACUACAUUAUGAUAAUAAUGUUUUUUAUUGAGUUGCUUUGAAUAUGCCUUCAGCUGUUUUUAGUUAAUAAUCAGGUUUCAUACGCUGUACUUUAAAUGUACAUGUCUUGGUUUCUGUAAUGUUUUAUUGCUGAUGUUUCUGUCAUGUGUUACCCCAAAAUAAACAAUAUAAUGACUUCCACUUUUUAAAAU